This is a messenger RNA of Penicillium argentinense, 240 nucleotides long. RefSeq lists its product as uncharacterized. NCBI's taxonomy places the organism in Eukaryota, Fungi, Ascomycota, Eurotiomycetes, Eurotiales, Aspergillaceae. Bases 1 to 240 code for a protein of 79 amino acids. The transcript has a single exon. The record is from RefSeq and is a predicted model, not a curated record.
AUGGGCAGUGGUGGUCACCACGGCGAGUGUGGAUCAACACAGCAUCUCAGCCUUGGUCCAAUACCGUCCGGUCCAGCCUUGAUCCAAUACCGUCCAGCCUUGAUCCAAUACCGUCCAGCCUUGAUCCAAUACCGUCCAGCCUUGAUCCAAUACCGUCCAGCCUUGAUCCAAUACCGUCCAGCCUUGAUCCAAUACCGUCCAGCCUUGGUCCAAUACCGUCCCGCCAUGACCCGAUACUGA